ACGUCACCACAGCCCGGCUGUGGGCAUCGCGGCGCUUCCUGCCACUCGCGUCCCUCAAGUUAUCGCGAUAGCGUGAUCUGAACCAGAAAGGCAAAUAAAGCCCGGAGUGGAUGUAGCUCAACGGAAGUCAGCGCCGGGAGACCGGAAGGGCGGUGAGGAAGCUCCGAACAGCAUUCUUAAAUCCUUGCCCUGCAAAGCAUCCUGGAGAUGGACAUCCUCACACCUUUCUUUCUGUCAAUGUAGGAGCAUUUCUACAAGAAAUAGACCUACUUUUCAGCUGGAUGGGGAGAAAUGUAUCUUUACCCCUAGUGAUGCUUGGAUGUCUGGUUUUUGACUCAGCCAAGGAGACUGGGAGCUGUGGACCCCAUCGUCGGAAUCCUAGCUGAGAAGCAACUUGUAAUGGAGCCCUCCCCUCUUGAGUUACCAGCUGACACAGUACAACGCAUUGCAUCAGAACUUCGAUGUCACCCGACAGAUGAGAGGGUCGCCCUCCGCCUUGAUGAGGAAGAUGAGCUGAGGCACUUCAAGGAGCAUUUUCAUAUCCCCAAAAUGCAGGAUCUACCUGUAGUUGAUUUAUCUUUAGUGAAUAAGGAUGAAAAUGCCAUCUAUUUCUUGGGAAAUUCUCUUGGCCUUCAACCAAAAAUGGUUAAAACAUAUCUGGAAGAAGAACUAGAUAAGUGGGCCAAAAUGGGAGCCUAUGGUCAUGACUUAGGAAAACGUCCUUGGAUUACAGGAGAUGAGACUAUUGUAGGCCUUAUGAAUGACAUUGUAGGAGCCAAUGAGAAAGAAAUAGCCCUAAUGAAUGGUUUGACUGUUAAUUUACAUCUUCUACUGUUAUCCUUUUUUAAGCCUACACCAAAACGGUAUAAAAUUCUUCUUGAAGCCAAAGCCUUCCCUUCAGAUCAUUAUGCUAUUGAGUCACAGCUUCAAUUUCAUGGACUUAACAUUGAGAAAAGUAUGCGGAUUGUAAAGCCAAGAGAGGGGGAAGAAACAUUGAGAAUAGAGGAUAUCCUUGAAGUAAUUGAGAAGGAAGGAGACUCGAUUGCAGUGAUCCUGUUCAGUGGGCUGCAUUUUUACACUGGACAGGUCUUUAAUAUACCUGCCAUCACAAGAGCUGGACAAGCAAAGGGUUGUUUUGUUGGCUUUGAUCUAGCGCAUGCAGUUGGAAAUGUUGAACUCCACUUACAUGACUGGGGAGUUGAUUUUGCCUGCUGGUGCUCCUAUAAGUAUUUAAACUCAGGAGCAGGAGGUCUUGCUGGUGCCUUUGUCCAUGAAAAGCAUGCCCAUACAAUUAAACCUGCGUUAGUGGGAUGGUUUGGCCAUGAACUCAGCACCCGAUUUAAGAUGGAUAACAAACUGCAGUUAAUCCCUGGAGUCAGUGGAUUUCGAAUUUCAAACCCUCCCAUUUUGUUGGUCUGUUCCUUACACGCUAGUUUAGAGAUCUUUAAGCAGGCAACUAUGAAAGCAUUGAGGAGAAAAUCUAUUUUGCUCACCGGUUAUCUGGAAUACUUGAUCAAGCAUUACUAUGACAAAGAGAAAGCGGAUACCAAGAAACCGUUUGUGAACAUAAUUACUCCAUCCGGCAUAGAGGAUCGCGGCUGCCAGCUUACACUAACAUUUUCUGUUCCAAUAAAAUACGUUUUCCGAGAACUGGAAAAACGAGGAGUGGUUUGUGACAAGCGAGAGCCAAAUGGCAUCCGAGUGGCUCCGGUUCCUCUCUACAACUCUUUUCAUGAUGUUCAUAAGUUCAUCAGUCUACUUGCUUCUGCACUUGACUCUGCAGAAAUCAAAAAUAACAGUGUUUUCUAGAACAACUUAAGGAAGUGUUACUGAAAGCUUUUAUGGUUAUUAUUAUUUUCAAAUUUUAAUAAUUGGAAGUUUUUCAAAACAGAUUAUACAUACCUGGCAAUGAAUUAUAUACUUUACAGAAAAACCUGAUAUAUUUUUUCCAAGAGUCUGUUAUCCUGAGGAAUCCACAUGUCUGUCCAAUUUCUUCAUGCUUGGUGGAUCAAAGUUUUCACUGGUUUGAGUAUUAUGUACAUAGUCUUAGCUAGCUGUCACAUUUCGUGGUCAGUGAAUGUUUUAUGUCGAUUUAAUUUAUAAUUUGACUGACAACUUCACAAUAUAUGUGCAAUUUUUUGUGCCAAUUUUAGAAAUGUUACUUUACUUUUAAUUUACCAGAGAGUUUCUUAUAGUCCCUGUAAUUUCACGGUCUGAUAUAUGUAUGAUUUUGCAAUAUUCCAUCCAACUCUAAUCUAAGGAACAGAAAACACAUUUUCUAGGGCAGUAGCUUUCAAAUGUUUUGGCCACAACCCUCACUGAGAAAUAGAUUUAAUGUCAAAGACUAGUAUUUAUACGUGUUUAUGCCUUAUUUUAUUAAUUCUAAUACACAAAUCUUUAUAUUUUAACAUCUGUGAAAGAAUAAUUUGUCAGUUUUCAAUCAAUAGUUCUUACAGUUGCCAUUGACCAUUCUUUCAUGUUACCAUCCUCGCAUUAGCAAGCUUCUCACAAUGAAUAGAUGAUUUUUAAAAAAUGGGAUAUAGAGCAAAAGUGUCGUAAGUUAUUUGUCCAUGCUCUAUUUUAUUAUUCAUUUUAUCUCAUUACAGCAAGUGUUGGUUGAAACUUGUUAAGUUUAUUUCCCCACCAACUCUUGGGUCCUAAUCCAUUUUACAAGGUUGUCCCUUUCUUUGGUGUUAUCAUAAUUUCUUUUUAAUGGGGACUUGCCCUUAGAGAAGCCUGUAGAUGUGACCCUGUCUCUAAAACAGUGAAACAAAUCAUUCCAAGAUACUUGCGAUUGAGAAUUCGAAUUAACAAACAAGUGCUUCAUCUCUUAGCCUCUACCCUGAAUCUACGGCCCUUUAUCUCCACUACGAAAACUACAGUUACACUCAACCCUGUUGGACUUCCCUGUUUUUCCACUGCUGAUGCUACAACCACUAUUCAUGAAUUGGCAAAAUAGUCUACAUUUAUAUACCUGGGCAGCACGAAAGAGUGACUACAAUAUAAUUAGUGCCCCUGAUGAACAAAUUUGAAUGAAAUUAACUUAGACAACCACUAGAGUUAAAUAAAAAGAUGCAAAAUGACAGCAAUACCAGCACCUACUGGUAUGUAUUGAGUUCUCACCCUGUACCAUGUAUGGUUCUGAUCUAUUUGUAUGUUAUCUUGCUUAUUUGAGUGGCUGCAUAACUGCUUUAGCAAAGCUUCCCCCUCCAACUUUUGGCAAAACUCAUCUUUGAGGAUGGAAAAGUUCUCAGAAUCCUACAAUUCAACCCUAUACAACUUCAUGUAAAAGGAAUCAUUUUGAAUUUCACAGUGGUAAGCAAAACAGACAUGGUUUCUGUUCUCAGGGAACACGCAGCUUAGUGGGGGAAAUCCGUAGUAAAACAUAUAAACACCCAGGUAAAUCUAUGAUUACAAACUGUAGGUUUUAUGAAAGAAAAACAGAUAGAUGAUAGGGUAAGAGAAAAUCUCAAGGGUAUUAAUUAGAUGAUCAAGUAAGGGGAGGCAUAUGAAGGUGCUUGUAAGUUUAAGUUUAAAUAUAAUGCUAAAAAUUAAAAAAAUAUAAUAUCUUGCUAAUCACAUUAAAAUUACAUCAAAUUAUGUAUACAAAUUAUUCAAAGACUAAUCAGUACUAUGUCUUCAUCACACAGGAUAGGAAGCAGGGUAUUAGAAAUUUCCUUUCUCGGAGCCCCUGGGGGGGGUUCAGUCGUUAGGCACCUACCUUCAGUUCGGGUCAUGAUCCCAGGGUCCUGGGAUCGAGCCCCACAUCGGGCUCCCUCUGCCUGCCACUCCCCCUGCUUGUGUUCCCUCUCUGUCAAAUAAAUGAAUAAAAUCUUAAAAAAAAAAAAAAUUCCCUUUCUCCUUGCUUGUAUUCCCCUUCCUCCCCAAAUCCAGAGAUAACCAUCAAAUCAUAUUUUGUGUUAAUCAUUCCCUUACUUUCACUGAAGUUUUAUACCUAUGUAUGUACCCAUAAAAAUUUAUUAGCCGAUUUUGCCUCUCUGUGAACUUUGUGUAAAUAUGAUUGUAUUGUAUAUAUUCUGCUUCCUUUGCUCAACACCAAGUUUUUGAGAUUCAUCCAUUUGUUAUAUAUAGCUCUUUAUCCAUUUUCAUUGCUGCUCAAUGUUCUAGUAUAUAAUUAGAGUUAUUAAUUAUGUAAUUUAUUUAUUUUUGGAGUUACUCAUUUAUUCUACUACUAAUGAACAUUGAGUUUUUUCCAAGUAUCUUUAACAUUGCAACAAUGCUGCUAUUAACAUUCCUGGUACACAGGUUCAAAUUUUUGCCUAGGACAUAUAACUCUGAAAAUGUCGGGUCAUAAGACACACACAUGGUCAGCUUCACUGUGCAGUAUCUAACUCUUCUCCAAAGAGGUUGUACCAGUGUCCAUUCUAACAAAUAGGAAAUGAGAGUUCUCUUCUCUUGAUACUUGACAAUAGUGGCUGUUGAUUGCUUUUGUCAUGUACGCAGGCUAAAAUAGGGUGAUUACUAAAAUAACAGAAUGAAUGUAUACUUCCACACAAGGAGGAGGAGAGACAGAAUGAGGACAUACCCUGCAGUUAAUGCUUCAGAAACCAUCCUUAAUCUGUGGAUUGAGCCAAGAUGAGAAUUGUACACGAGUUUUACCCUUGCUCAGCUCUUUCCCUUCCCAUGUUGUCCGAAGCUCUUCCUGAUGAGCUCCCCUUCAAUAAAACAUUAAUCCAGGGGCGCCUGGGUGGCUCAGUCGGUUAAGCAUUGGACUCUUGGUUUCGGCUUAGGUCGUGAUCUCAUGGGUCCUGGGAUUGAGUCCUGCGUGGGGCUCCAUGCUCAGUGGAAAGUCUGCUUGAAAAUUCUCUCCCUCUGCCCCUCCCGCCACACACAAAUCUUUAAGAAAACAUAUGAAUACAAAUCCCAGCCUCAAACUCUAUUUCUAGGAAACCCAAUCUGAGAUAGCAUUUCUUUCAUGUAGUGUUAAUAACCAUAAGUCUUUUUAUAUUCUAUAUCCAGUAUAUGAUAAAUUUCAGUUUUCAGUUUUGUUUCUGUUGGUUUUCACGAAUAAUGCUUGUUUCCUUAUGUCUAUUCUACUUGUUAACUUUAAGCCACUCAUUUUAUUGAUCCCCCUUGGAAUUCUUUGAGAAGUGGGUUAAAGUGUGUCUUUCCAAAGAUACUCAUUUUUGCUUCUGCCAGUUACUCAGGCUCAUUUCUGA
This is a messenger RNA of Mirounga angustirostris (Northern elephant seal), 5180 nucleotides long. RefSeq names its product kynureninase (gene KYNU). The transcript has 16 exons. Gene Ontology annotation, molecular function: pyridoxal phosphate binding; kynureninase activity. The record is from RefSeq and is a predicted model, not a curated record. Gene Ontology annotation, cellular component: cytoplasm. Lineage: Eukaryota; Metazoa; Chordata; Mammalia; Carnivora; Phocidae. Gene Ontology annotation, biological process: NAD+ biosynthetic process. The coding region runs from base 400 to 1809 and encodes 469 amino acids.